AUGACGGAAAAAGAGGCAACCAACGGGGUGGCAAAUGAGGCUGAAUCCCCAGAAAUCAAGGAGGAAAACAUGACGACAAAAGGAGAAGCAGUAGCCGAGCCCAAGUCUCUCACCACAACUUCUCUGCCUUUCUCCUCGCCUCUGUUCCAGCUACUACUCGCCCAAAAGGUGUACGAGCUAGGAGACAAGGAAGAGACGUUCGCGCGAAUCACCAACGACAUCAACGAACAUCCGCUGCUGCUGGACCAGAUUCCGGAGAUUGAAACAUCGCCAAUCUCACGUGAUCAGUGCUACCAGUGGUACCUGGAGCAGCUGGAAUCUGAGGGUCUCGAACAGGGCAAGGGCCAAUGGAUCAUGCAGCUGGCGCAGUCCAAGUACGACAAGUUUGUAGAGCAGCUGGAGAGCGAGAUUGAACAAGAUGGCGUGGAUUUCAUUGCAAAGGUGGGGGAGAUUGAGGAGAUGAGUAAGCAGGAAUCGUGA
This is a messenger RNA of Yarrowia lipolytica CLIB122, 480 nucleotides long. RefSeq lists its product as uncharacterized. NCBI's taxonomy places the organism in Eukaryota, Fungi, Ascomycota, Dipodascomycetes, Dipodascales. The record is from RefSeq and is a predicted model, not a curated record.